AUGUUUACUUUAUCAAGAUAAAAAUUUGAAAUUACAUACACCAGCAAAUUGAUAUCCAUUCCAACAUGCACUUGCAUAUUAGUAUACUUUGGUAUAAUAGUGAUACCAUUUGUACUAGUUUUUGCUUCUGAAAGUAUUCAACUGACUAAUAAGACUUCUGGAUCAUGGUAUCCACAUUAGAAGAAUAAUUAGACAUAGAAUAUGAGGGAUUUCAUUUUGUAAAUAUCAUUACAUCAGAUGAUGAAGUGUAUCAUUUCACAAAUCAAAAAUAUUAAAACAUAGAGGGUUCUGAAUAAUAGUUAUCUUUUUAAUUUAUGUCUUUAUAAGGAUCAAAAAUAUCAGUAUAUAAAUGAUUAAUAUAUUAAAUAGGCAUUGAUGGAUGAUAAUAAUGCAGACAAUAUACCUGAAUAAUUUAACAUUGAUUUUUAAUUAUUCACAGAUGCAGAUAAAAUUAAAUAGAUUACAAUAUUAUUGCCACUUAAAUGUUAUCUUGCUAGUUUACAUUUCUAAUUUGAUUGUUAUUUAUACUUUUAAGAAUCUGAAAUCAUAAAUGGUUAAGGUUUAUCAUAAUUAUAAAUAAUGGGAGAAAUCAAUUUUUAUCAAUAAGAACCAUUGCCAUCUAGGUAUAUUUUAUUAAUUUAUUAUGAUAGUAAUUUUGAUAUAGAAUAUUAUUCAGAUAUCUUAGUUGAUAAUCAUUUAAAUAGUCAAUGGAUGAGUGAAAUACUUUAAUAGAUUUAUACAAGAACAUAUUAAAUUCGUCCUAGAUAUAUUAAUAGAAAGAUUGGAGGCAAUUCUGAGAAACAAUUAAGAAUUAAUAUCAAAUUAGAUAAUAAUAAAUUAUAAAUUAUUCAAAGAUGGGUGAGUUUACUUGCAAUAAUGAAAUUGGCAUGGCUUUAAUAUUUCUCAGUUUUCAUUAUUAUAUGGAUUAUUGGAAGAGAGUUUAUGAUAUUCUUAUUUAGAUUUAGAAUAGUUGACACUAGUAAAGUGGAAUAAUUAUGA
Molecule: messenger RNA, 999 nt
Organism: Paramecium primaurelia
Lineage: Eukaryota; Ciliophora; Oligohymenophorea; Peniculida; Parameciidae
Source: the annotation of a GenBank genome assembly